Messenger RNA from Aspergillus chevalieri, 2370 nucleotides. Its product is annotated as fanconi-associated nuclease 1. NCBI's taxonomy places the organism in Eukaryota, Fungi, Ascomycota, Eurotiomycetes, Eurotiales, Aspergillaceae. Gene Ontology annotation, molecular function: 5'-3' exonuclease activity; flap-structured DNA binding; 5'-flap endonuclease activity. The record is from RefSeq and is a predicted model, not a curated record. Gene Ontology annotation, cellular component: nucleus. Gene Ontology annotation, biological process: interstrand cross-link repair. The transcript has 3 exons. Bases 1 to 2370 code for a protein of 789 amino acids.
AUGUCCCUGCUGGACUACUGGGGGAAGCAGGGGUCUUCCGUGAAACGCAGGAAGGUUUCCGGUGAUGACCAGAAAGAGGACAAUGUACUACGCGAAAAGAGUUCUAUAGAUCGCGCAUCGUUAGAGACUGAUUCACCAGCGAUACCUCUAGACGGUGAUAUUCCCGCCGACGAGAAUCAACCUCCAAAUAGCCAAACGGAACUAGAAUCUUCACUCCCAGCCAUUGAAACAGACAACCAGACAAUAGACGAAUAUGGAACCUCGCAUGCUGUGCAAGAUGAACCAGACCUGCGCCAACGAAUGCAAAACAGCACCUGGCAGAAAGGCAAAAGCUCUAUAUACGUGGAUGCCUUCAAUCUAGCACUAGAAACAGUGUUAACUGAGGAGGCCCAUUUAUUCAAUGACGUUGAAAUGGAGGUAUUCCGGCAAUGGAAGGAGUUGUCGUAUGAGGCGCAGUAUUUAUACGUACGGCUUUUUCUCCGGAAAACUUCCGCGUGGCAUCGUAUUAACCAGCUUGGUUAUCCGGAUAUUGGGGAUUUGGAUGCUUCGGUGGCUGAGCUCCAGCGCGGCCGCGGCCUUCCUGUGCUGUCUGAGGCCGAGAAUGCGAAUCCGGCGGAUGUUGAGUCUAAUUCGGAACUCAAUGGCGAAUUCACGUUCGCCGAUAGUAGCGAAUCAAUAACGACGCUGGAAGAAGCGUCUUCGCUACUAUUACUGGACGAGCUGAAAAGCUUUGCAACUGACGUGAAGGUCCAAGGGAAGAGCAAGAAAGAGUUAUUGAUGGCAUUUCGACAGUCAACCCAGACGCAGACGGGACUUGAUUGGAAUCCUGGUAAAACGGGUGCCCGAAGUCCGUCUGUGUAUCGGGAUAGCCACUAUGUCGAGAAAAUCCUCGAUUACACUGGCGACUGUAUCAAGCUUAGCGCUGGCCCGAGGGUCUUGUUUGAACGAGUACAUUUGGUGUUCUAUAGGUCUACGGAGUGGACGGAGAAAUCUCUUACGACUAUUAUUCUUGCGAAGACUUCGCGGAAGAGUUUCCCGAGUUAUAUCGUGUGUCGCUCUAAUUCGAUUUUCCCGUCUAGGUCGACUCUUCUGGAGUUUGAGUCAGCAUUGCGAACACAGUUCGAAAUCGACAAUAUCCUGCAAUUUAAUGGACCCCCGGACUUGCAACGGGUCAAAUAUCUUUGCGGCAAGGUCUAUCCUCGAUGGAAAGAAUUAUUAGCUCAAGAACAACAGAAAGAAGCUACUUUGUACGAGUGCGGAGAAGGAGCUUAUCUACGUCGCUUCUCGCCGGCUUGGGUUUAUACCAGGAUCAUUCAUAAGGGCCUACAUCCCUUGGGGCGCUUCAAGGAGCAUAAGCAAGAACACGAAAUCCUCACCGAACUACUUGAUCAACGCCUAUUCCACGCUGCGCGUCGUGGAGGAUGGUAUCAGCGAAAGGCGCUUUUGGAAGAACAUUACAUGUGGAACCUUAGUCCAUUCGAUGGUCGCAGUGAAGAGAAUCAGCGAAAGCACUGGAAGAGGAUUGCGCUUCGGACCUGCGAGGAAGGCCUGGAGGAUUCGAGUAGUCAUCUAAUAUACCACUACGACUUACAAAAGCGGGUUAUGAAACUCGAGAAAGCUUUGAAAGUGCCCAAACGAGAGCAACAUGAUUUUGGAUACGCCGUCUUGGCUAAACCUGCAGAACGGACCGUUGAUGGCAUACGUAUCGAGCAGGAGGAUACGCCUCGCGAUAAUGGGUCUAAACGAGGUCGUCCAACAAUCUGGGUAGACGAGAAGGAGGGCAGCGAAUGCAGAGUUGAGCAGGUAUGUCUGAACUGGUACAUGGACCAUGGAUGGAAAGGUUACCAUUCAGAGGGCGGUAUCGUUCGAACAUUGUUCGGCCUCUUAUUCUACGACAUUCUCUUCACCUACAUCCCCAAUGUUUUUCAAACCCCUUUUCAAACCAGCCCCCUCGACCUCCACACAGACACCUUCUACCUCUCCCGCGCCUCCGAAAUAAACUACCGCCUCGUCGAAAUAACAAACGGCGCCGCCGAAAAACUCAUCCGCACGGUCUACACCACCCACUCCCCGCGCCAACCCUGUGCCGUCGGCAUAAACUGGUCCUUCCCGCUGGAAGACCUGGUUGAAAUCGCGCAGUGUUUUCGUGGCGAGGCGUUGGCGACGAUCUGUAAGGUUCUGGCGCAGGAGUAUCAGCAGAGGGGUGGGGGAAUUCCGGAUUUGAUACUUUGGAGCGCGGAGAGGAGGGAGGUUAUGUUUGUGGAGGUCAAGUCGGAGAAUGAUCGGUUGAGUGAUACGCAGAGGCUGUGGAUUCAUGUGCUUGUUGGGGCGGGAGUUAGGGUUGAGCUUUGUAAUUGUGUUGCUAGAUAG